Morus notabilis is the source of this 1542-nucleotide messenger RNA. RefSeq lists its product as uncharacterized. Bases 136 to 1305 code for a protein of 389 amino acids. NCBI's taxonomy places the organism in Eukaryota, Viridiplantae, Streptophyta, Magnoliopsida, Rosales, Moraceae. The transcript has 8 exons. The record is from RefSeq and is a predicted model, not a curated record.
AGCUUGGAUAUAUCCACGAGAAAGGUACCAGAUCUUCCGGUAUCUCCGCACCCAGAAAAGGUUUUGGGUUUGUGAAUUGGGAUAUGACCCAAAUGAGGAUCUGAUUUGAUUUCGUUGUGAUGGGGUUGUUGAAAAAUGAAGGGUACGGUGAGAUUCGGCUCCGCUUGGCGGUGUAGAGCAGAAAAAACUUUUGUCGGCGGGGACUUUCUGAGGAGCUUUUGGAUCGUCGAAGCCAUUGAAGUCGGAAGGGGUUUUGUGCGGCCGCUUUCCGCUCUCUAUGUCCACCUCGCAAAAAUAAUAAUUAAUAAUUUCCUCAUCAUCAUCAUCCUGUUCUUCUUCUUCUCUGCUCUGUCGAUUCUGGAACUGCCACGCUCUCCCAUCAACGAGCUUUUCGACUCCACCAAGGCUUUGUUUGUUAUGUCAAAAGAUUCAAAGGCUUUAGGUGUUUCUGAGGAACGUAAUAGGGAUGGACCUGAUUACUUUGGUUACUAUACAUGUCAAGUUAAAGAGCUGUUAUCAGAGGAUGAAAAUUGUCCGCCUUUGACUUCCCAAACUCCCGAGUUACCGGGAAGAGGAUUUGAUGAGGUCAAGGGGGAUUCUUUAUUUAGUAAUGGAAUUGGUAUUAAGCUGUCGGAUUUCAAAAGAGAAAAAUUGAAGACAUUGCUUCAACAAAGUGCGGUUGUUCUUAAUGCAGAAGCUAAUGAGAUGCAAGGUUCUGUUAUACAAACGAGCGGGGUACAGACACAACGAAGAAAAAAAAGUUUGUCAAGAUUAAGUGGGGCAGAAUCUGAAGAUGACAAGGGUCAGCCUCCCUCCAAGAAACUGAAACUUUGCUCUUCUUACACUUCAACUAGCCUUCCUCGACUUUCAAGUGCUCAGAAAAAUUCUGCUUGUCGCGACAAUGCAGAAGCUGCUGGUCCAGAGGAGUCUAAGGUGAAUGAUGAUUUGAAGUUCAUUCUAGAGAAUGAUAGCGAUGAGAUUGACAAGAUGAUGAUGAAACUUAGUGAUGAACUAUCUGCAAAGCUAGGGCACAUGCAGCAGCAGCUUGAGACACUUCUUGAUGAUGCGAUGUCCACCUGCAGGCCAAUGACCUUUGCUGAGAAAAAACAGCUUCAAAAGAUGAUUAAGGCAUUGCCGCGUGAAAAUCUUGACCGUGUUGCAGAACUUGUCAAACGUGGCAAGCGGGGAGAUGAAAAAUCUGAUGAUGACAUUCAUGUAGAUCUUGAAAAAGAGAAUAUUGUAACGCUUUGGAGAUUGUAUUACUACGUCAGAGCGAUCGAGAAAGCUAGGAAGCUCUCCUUAUAGAUCUCAGCAUGUACAUUGUAUCUUACUAACUAAAAAAAGUUUUCUACAACUAGACUGUCGUUAGGAGCAUCAAAAUUUUCGGUACAUCUUUCUGAAGUUUGGAAAUGAGUCUGUUUGUUGGAUUCUUGAUUUUUGGUAACGCUCCAUGUUGUGUUCAAAUCUUACUGCUAACCCUGAUGGUUUGAACACAUAAGCUGGAAAGUACAUCUUUUUGAAGUACAUAAGAGAGUUUAGCCA